Molecule: messenger RNA, 628 nt
Organism: Nematolebias whitei (Rio pearlfish)
Lineage: Eukaryota; Metazoa; Chordata; Actinopteri; Cyprinodontiformes; Rivulidae
Gene: dennd2b
Product: DENN domain containing 2B
Exons: 5
Coding region: 6-587 (193 amino acids)
Biological process (GO): positive regulation of ERK1 and ERK2 cascade
Source: RefSeq, a predicted model, not a curated record
CUUUGAUGGUGGACCUUGGAACGGACCGCUUCAUUCGACAGAUGGACGACGAGGCCUCGCUGUUGCCACGGAAACUUCAAUCAGCUCUGGAGCAGGCGCUGGAGCAGAGGAACGAAAUCGUCAACCAGGACUCCGACAGCGAGUCGGACGAAGAGUACAACUCGCUGAGCAGCCUGGUGUCGGAGGCCUUCAUCCGCUUCUUCCUGGAGACGAUGGGACAUUACUCCCUUUUCAUCACGCAGAACGAGCGAGGAGAGCGGGUCUUCCAAAGGGAGGCGUUUCGCAAGACCGUGGCGUCCAAGAGCAUCCGCCGUUUCCUGGGCGUCUUCAUGGAGUCGCAGAUGUUUGCUGGCUUCAUUCAGGACCGGGAGCUGAGGAAAACGAGGGCUAAAGGUCUGUUCGAGCUGAGGGCGGAUCAGUAUCUGGAGGAGCUGCCGGACACGGAGCAGAGCGGAGUGAACAAGUUCCUCAAAGGCCUCGGAGAGUUCUGCACCAGACGGCUCCGAUUUCAGUCGCUUGAAAAAGUCACCAGAUUUAAAGCGGAGCUACAUAAAGACGCUGCUCAUAUUUCUUCUGAAAUAAAAUGAAAUUCCUCCACAAAAAGAAGAGAGGAGGAACGCUGAAGAUC